Molecule: messenger RNA, 1319 nt
Organism: Paramacrobiotus metropolitanus
Lineage: Eukaryota; Metazoa; Tardigrada; Eutardigrada; Parachela; Macrobiotidae
Exons: 2
Coding region: 50-991 (313 amino acids)
Source: RefSeq, a predicted model, not a curated record
AUACGCUCUGCAACCUCACUCAAAACAUUCACAAUUUCUAACCGCCAACAUGGCCACGCGCUACAUUGUUCUGAUCGCCCUGUUCGUACACUGCGCCCUGGCCGCACUCCCCCCGGGCUACGAUGGCCUGUCCAACGACGGCAAACGGGAUGCUCUGUGGAGCCUGAUCAAUGCGCGCCAAUACAGCGGCGCUUAUCCCACUGACAAUCCCGGGGUGCUGAGCAUGCCACAGCUCUUUGUUCCCUCCUUCCUAGCUGCUCGCUUCACCACUGUCAGCGAUGAGCUCGGUGACCCCGGCCGCCAAAAGCUCAUCCACACCUACGGUGCCACGGCGAAAGUGGAGAUGCGCAUGUUCGCCAACUCCACCUACUCUGGUGUUUUCAAAGCCAACCACAACUCCAAAGGUCUCCUGCGCCUGUCAUUGGCCAAGUUUGACCCGGAGGCUUUUACUCCCGGUAUGGCACUGAAACUGUUCGUCCGCAACCACCCCUCUCUGAACAUCAUCGCCAUGUUCUCCCUGGACGGUCAGGGUACCAACCGCAACUUCCUACAGAAUCCCUUCUGGAACGUCAUUGCCGGACCGUCCUCGCUGGCCCUGAAGAUCCUGGCUAAGGCUUUUGCCCUGUCACUUCACUUACUGCCGGGUGACAGCACCUGGGAUCGACCGGAAAAGGAGGAGAAUCUGCCGCUGUAUGAGCACGCCUGCAUUGAUUCGGACGGGAAUGUCCCGGCGGCGAUCCGGGCACCGUACCGCAUCACCUUCACUCCCAACCGUGAUCUGGGCUGGAGUGCCUCGACUCCCAACGAUUUCCGUACGCAUCUGGCGCAGAUCCCCGUGGGCUCGGUACUGCAGACCAUCUCGGUGCAGCGUGAUGUCAAUGCACAUGAGGAGAUUAUCGGACAAGUGGUAACGGAAAGCACCUUUGUCGCGACUCCCUAUAACGAUGAGCAGCUGUACUUCCAGCAUCAUGCCAAACGUUGGAGACCAUAAACAUACAUAGUGGCAGGAGUGUAGAUAGAAGGUUUAACCCUGCACCACCUUGCCUGCUUACUGCACAGUUGGUAGCAAACAUCGAUCCAUUGGACUGGUUAAUGGACUGCAUAAUGGACUUAACAAACAUUUGGACUGAUUAUUUUCAGUUUCUAAAACUUCCCACAAUAAAAAAGGCGUUGCUAUUCUGCGUUCAAAAAUUAUAGAUUUCAUUUCGAUCGCGAACUUUAUGGAUUUGUCUUUUUCAUGAACAUUUCUGACAUAUUUGUAAUAUGUCCUCGCAGUCAGUGCGUUAUAUGAUAGCGGAAAUUAAAAGCUUCUUGUAAAA